AAUGGAUACUAUACUGUCGACUUUAAGAUUAAGGAAGAAGGUUAGGAGAUCAGAAUUGGAGAAUGUUGAAGAAUUUUUAUCUUCUAAUGAAUCGUUGAGAAAACUUGAUUUUGAUACUUUUUGUUCUAAGGCUUUUUAUUGGUAUUGUUUUCCAAGAAAACCGGGUUUAGAAUCUCGCUAUUUUUUCAGGAAGCAAAAUUUUUGUAUGCCAAAAAUUUUGCAACCUGAUGGAGCGAGCGGAGAUCACUUGGUACUUAAACUUAAUAGAAAACGUCAAUUGAAGAUAAGGGAUGUUAGGAAAACUAAUUCAAAAUUGGCUGGGCAUCUUCUAAAUGUGGAUGGGACUCGAUAUCAAUUACCGAAAACUUUUAGACCCGACUCGUGCGUUACUUGCACAACGCUUGCUGCAAGGGAUAAUCUGUAUGUUUUUGAGUGUCAUAAAAGAUCAAAUACUGGACCUGUUGUCGAUCAGAGAUUGCAAAGAAUUAUUUUAGCCAGAUUUAUUAAUGAUAGCAUACAACUUAUUGGAGAUUUGGAAUUGGCAUUAUCAAACCAAAGUCACCAUAUUGACAUUGCCCUAAUUGCACCAGAUUUAAAGUCGGUCUUGCUCAUAACAAGUCAAAAAGUCUAUUUAAACGAGGACGAGCAAGCUUAUCCCAGAGUGGGUGCUGUCAAUAUACUAGGACAUGCUGGAAAAAUACCUUUAUAUACAACAGCACUAUGGACCGAUGAAGCUGUUCGAAAUAGGAGAAUAUUUGCAUAUGACAAUCGUUUCCCCAACAAUGUCGUCUAUUCAUUUUCCAAGAACUAUAUCCAGUGCUACGAUUUCGUUACUGACAAAGUCAUUCAAAAAGGUCAAUUACCCAAUGAGAUACUUCUUAGAGACUAUCGCGUUGUCCAGGUCACGACAUCGGCUUCAGGUCGACUUGUAUCUCUACAAAUUUUUAGCUGUUCACCAAAUAUUGUUAAAAAUAUGACGUUGAUUAUUUCAACUAAAGAUUUGCAAGCAAUCCUCUCUAUAAAAUAUCAUGAAAUUUGUCCGAAUCAUUUAAUUUACUGGAAUACCAGCUAUUUUCCAAUAUUUUCGGAAUGUGAUUCACUUAUUGCAUUAACAGCUUCUCAAAGAUCAAAUGAUGAUAAGAGGAAACCCGAUAUAGUUGUAUUUAAAUUGCCAGUUAUAAUGGAAUCGUUGAAAUCGCUUUGCAGGCGAAAAGUUAUAAGAACAUUUCGAUUAUCGCGUAUAGAAAAGUUAGGUUUACCGUCGAAGCUAGUCAAAUUCUUAAAGAAUGAACAUUAG
Dimorphilus gyrociliatus is the source of this 1297-nucleotide messenger RNA. The record is from the annotation of a GenBank genome assembly. Lineage: Eukaryota; Metazoa; Annelida; Polychaeta; Dinophilidae.